UGCCAUAUGAUUUAAUUUUGACAGCGACAGCAAAAUGCCCUAUCAAGAUCGGGUUGAUCCGUGAUCAUCUUGACGGUUGUAAAUAACAAAAACAAAGUAAAAACGAAAUCAUUUUCAUUAUUGGUUAACGUUGUACCUAUUUCGAUUUUGUAUUGUUUGUAAAUUUUAAUAAUUUCGUUUUUAGGGUGUUAAAUUAGUAGGUAUCGACAUACAUAAAAUCAAGUGUAAUAAAAUGGAAGUAAAACAAGAAUUUACAGAGGAAACCUAUAAAGUAGAAGUACAGCGCAAUGAGAAGGAUGUUGCACUUCUGGAUAGCUUUAAAUUUGAAAUUAAGGAAGAAUCCAAUAGAGAAGGUACACAUAGUACAAUCCAUUAUUUAGACUUAAAGGAAUACCCUAUACAUACUGAAAUAGAACAAGAUGAAAAUAAACUUACCCCUUUUGAAGAAAAACAAAAAACUGAAGAAGGUUGUUACAAAGUGAAGAAUAAGAUGGAAAUUAUGGAAGCAUUAACCGAAGAUUCAUCUCACGAAGGAAAUUAUAUGAGUCGACAAGAAGAAGGAGAAACUGUGAACGAAAAUAUUAAAGUCAAGCCUGUGCAAGGUUUCACAUGUCAAAUUUGUUUAAAACAGUUUCGUGAUUCACAUAAUUUGAAAUCACAUUCGGUGGUUCACACAGGAGUGAAACCUUACAAGUGUCACAUUUGCUUUAAACCGUUUUCUUAUCAAACUUCUGUGAACAAUCAUUUGAAAACGCACACUGGAGAAAAACCUUAUAAGUGCGAGAUUUGUUUUAAGGAAUUUUCUCAAAAAGGUAGUUUGAAGUGUCAUAUGCAAACACACGCUGAGAAAAAAUCUUACAAAUGUGAAAUUUGUUUCAAGCAUUUUGCCCAGCAAAGUAAAUUUAAGAAACAUUUGAUAGAACACUCAGGUGAAAAACCUCACAUGUGUGAUGUUUGUUUCGAGCAAUUUACAGAGUCAAAUGAUUUGAAAGAACAUUUAAGAACGCAUAGAAGAAACGCACUUUCUCCUACUGGAGAAAAACCGUACACAUGUGAAACUUGUUUUGAGUCGUUCUCUGAGCAAAUUACUUUGAAAGAACAUUGUCUUGCACAUACUGGAGGAAAAUCUCACGUGUGUGAUAUUUGUUUCAAGCAGUUCAGAGAAGAAUAUGUUUUGAAAAGACAUCUGGAAACACAUAUUGAGGAAAAACGCUACAAGUGUGAAAUUUGUCUCAAGCAGUUUUUUCAAGAGCGGUAUUUGAAAAUACAUUUGAAACUGCACUCUGAAGAAAAACGUCACGAGUGUGACUAUUGUUUCAUGAGGUUUAAUCAAGCAUAUCUUUUGAAAAAUCAUUUGAGAACACAUACUGGGGACAAACUCUACAAGUGCGAAAUAUGUUUUAAACAGUUAACUCGGCUUAGCACUUUGAAAAAACAUUUAAAAGCUCAUACUGGAGAAAAAUCUUCAGAGUCGAAUGAACCCGGCACUUUUCUGUUGUAAAAUUGAUUUCAGUACAAUUAGAUGACACUUUAUGUAGAGGUCUACAUAAAGUUUCACGCUGGUCACGCUGGCGCCGAUCAAAACACAUAUUGAGGAAACACGCUACAAGUUAUUAUAUCUAUGUAAUUUAAGUAAAUAAAUAACUAUGAAAUACUUUAA
Molecule: messenger RNA, 1660 nt
Organism: Diabrotica virgifera virgifera (western corn rootworm)
Lineage: Eukaryota; Metazoa; Arthropoda; Insecta; Coleoptera; Chrysomelidae
Product: zinc finger protein 271-like
Exons: 3
Coding region: 233-1501 (422 amino acids)
Cellular component (GO): nucleus
Source: RefSeq, a predicted model, not a curated record